AAAUUCUUUUGAACGUUUGUUCUAAAUUCUAAUUUUAACCGCUCGUGGUGUGUACGUGCCUUAAAAACGGAUCUAAUUGAAAGUGUCAAUUUAUACAAAAUAAAAUGUGCUUUCCAAUUAUUGGAUUUACGAAAACGAAGCGAUAACUUUAAGAAUAAUAAAAAAAAAGUUUCAAAUGAAAACAGAGAGAUAACGAGAACACGAUUCGGGAUCCGGUCAAAGUAUCACGCGUUUCGACGCCGCUUCAAACAUACACCUUAUAAUGGUUCGCCUUGGCGGUUAAUUCAAAAAAAACAAACAAUUAGUUUAAGUGAAAAAUUUAGUAAAUUUAAAUGUACAAACCGAAAUAUCUCUUUAAAAAUGUUAUCUCAGGAAGAAAUUCAACAUAUUCUUAUAGUAAUACGUCUAAUUUAAAGGAUUAUGGUAAUGCUUUAAUUGUUUCAAAGUUAUCCGGUUAUGAAUUUGAGAGGCACCGGAACAGUGACAUGACUCCGGAUGAUCUUCGCCAGAAAUUAAUUCGGCGAGGAACCGAUUUUGAUAGAUUAAUUAAAAGUCAUGAUAAUCAUAAAAAAUAUGAAAGUGAUAUGGUUCAAAGUCUUGAAAAAUCAGGAUUUAAAGUGAAAGUAGUGAACAGUCUUAAUUAUAAUGAUGAUAGUGUAAAUUGGGCGGAUAUAGUAUUUCCAACAGGUGGUGAUGGAACAUUCUUAUUAGCCGCCGGAAGGGUUCGCACAAAUAGUAUGCCAGUAAUCGGUUUUAACUCAUCGCCAGCUCGUUCGGAAGGUCGAUUAUGUUUACCAAAAAGUUAUUCGUACAACAUUGAAAAAGCAAUAGAAAAAUUACGAGCUGGUCAAUUUGAAUGGUUACGUAGAAGUCGAAUUCGCGUUACGAUCACCGGUGAAACUCAGGAUAUUGUUUCGACUCCUUUAUAUGUACUUCGUGAUCAAGUUUCAUUUAAACCAUCUCAGUAUCGUAUAGAAAAAGGUUCUAAAUUGAUUCCACAUUUAGCAUUGAAUGAAGUUUUUAUUGGCGAAACACUUUCGGCGAGAGUAUCAAAUUUGGAACUUUGGCUGGAUAAAUCGAACGAAUCGACUACUAUUAAAUGCUCAGGUCUUUGCAUUUCUACCGGCACGGGUUCGACAUCAUGGCAUUUGAGCAUGAAUCGACUCCCAGCUCAAACUGUUGAAACACUUUUAACUCUGUUGCAUUACCCCGAACCAGAACGAACUGAAAAAGCAAGACAAUUAUGUAAAAUGUAUAACGAUGCUUUAAUUUUUAAUGCAACUGAAACUCGUUUAGCUUAUACAAUAAGAGAAAAUAUUUGUUUGGGUGUUUGGCCUCAAGGACGCGAUAUAAAACGAAGAGGUUUCGUGGACACCAUGAAGGUUAAAUCGAAAUGUUUCGAUGCCGCCUUAGUUGUAGAUGGUGGGAUAUCUUAUGAAUUUAAUGAUGGAACUAUCGCAGAAUUAUCAGUUCUACCAGAAGAUGCUCUUUUAACGGUCAAAAUUUUCGAGUAAAAAAACGAAAAUAUGUUGCGUUUUUUAUUAAGUGUUAAUCCACAUCUUUUGUGAUAACAAAUCCUUCUAAUUUAGGGUAUACUAAGUGCUUCUUUUCCUAUUGGUGAUUAAAACUACAUCAAUCAACAAAAAAAUAUAAUUUUCUUUAUAAAUUUAUUAAAUAAAAAAAAUAAUCUUA
Onthophagus taurus is the source of this 1692-nucleotide messenger RNA. RefSeq names its product NAD kinase 2, mitochondrial (gene Nadk2). Gene Ontology annotation, biological process: NAD+ metabolic process. The record is from RefSeq and is a predicted model, not a curated record. Gene Ontology annotation, cellular component: mitochondrion. Lineage: Eukaryota; Metazoa; Arthropoda; Insecta; Coleoptera; Scarabaeidae. Gene Ontology annotation, molecular function: NAD+ kinase activity.